UUCAACUUUUACUGUGGUAGCGACAAGCUCAGCACCAGUAUCACCCUCCUUUGGAGAUUCCCAGCCUCUAAACAAUUGCAACGAAGAGGACCGCCCGCCAACCAAAGCCAACAAUGGGGUUCUGCAGGAGAUGUGGUGAUAUCGUUGUAGGUCCACGCUGUAAAUGUGGUGGUACUCCUACUGCUCCAUCAGUCUCUUUUGGCUCAAAUACGCCCGAAAAACAUCAAGAUAGAUGGUCUUCCACCUAUGUUUCACGGGAUAAGGAUAAGUCUCCCACUCGCACUCGACCUGAACCUGCAUCUUGCUCGACCUCUGCCACUAAACGGUUUUCCCGUCCCAAUUUUCCUACAACUCCACCGACCUCUCAUCCACUUGGUGGUAGAGUCUCUGCUCAUAUCGCUUCGUCCACCUCCCACUUCAACCGCCCGCCCUCUCCCCUAAAAUAUUCAACGGUUGCAUGCCCCGAAUCCGAUAUUCUUCCCUCACUCACAUCAAAUCCAACAGGGCAUUUAGCCAAGGUUUACGGGUCUGUUCUCCAAUCCAAGGAAUCACUCGAUAAACAUGCCUGUUCCAUAUGCCAUGCCGCUUUCCCUCCCGAUGUCACUAUCUACCCAGAGCCACUACCUGAUCCCUCUUGUCCUCCCCGAUUCCUGUGUCGCUCCUGCUUUACGAGUAAUGGAGGCUCAAAAGGAGUUUGCCCGGGAUGUAGCCGUCCCGUUCUAGCCUUAAAAGCGGAAGGUCCCUUCAUCGAGGCCGCUAGUAACUAUUGGCACAAGAAGUGCUUCAAGUGCGAUGGUUGCCAGAUCAAUAUUGGCGAUGUACCUAUGCUGGAUCUGCUUGGGCGACCUUCUUGUGCAGAUUGUUUUGAAAACUGUCUUAAGCGAGACAGGACUCCAAAGAAGAAUUGUUCUAGCGCCAAUUCUGGUACUGGCACCCCUGACAGGAAAUUAGGUGGGCUUGACCACUCAAGAGAUAACAAGAUCAGGGAGUCAAGUCCAGCUCUCGAAGAACUCGAACAACGUUUGGGGAUACAGAAGAGUAGUCCUUCGUUAGAGGAACUUUCCCACAGACUGAGUAUGGUUGGACGAAAUAGUCGCUCUGGCUCCCCUCGAGCAGGCUCUCGGUACUCGGUGGAUUCAGAAUCUCCUGUGAGGGGAUCUCCCUCUUUCCGAUCCAGCAUCGCUCCCGACACAACUUCUCCGCUCUUUGAACGCACGAAGCGGUAUUCACGGUCUGAAUCAAUUGGUAAGGUUAGAAGUGACCAAUCUGGUUCAAGCAGUCCUAUACGACCCAAAUCGGGUUCUAGUAGUCCUGCACCUACGCACGAACAGAUCGAAGAAAUGAAGAGAAGGUUCGUGACCCCGAACCCAUCUCUCUGUGACCUUCCGGAGUUGGCCCCGAAACCGUCUCCAUCUCAUCCUAAACGCCGAAGUAUUCGACAUACUCGCUCUUCUGGAUCCCUUUCCGAUUUUCCCAUCGAUUUCUUUGCCCCAGGAAGCCCCGAUAGUCCUGCUACCCCGGACCUGCUAUCUGAUGUAUCUGAUUCGACAACACAAAUAUCACCGUCUGGCCCUGUUUCCCCACUACAAACCCACCAAGACAAUUCUCCAGUCACACCACUUCAUCCCAGUGAAUUGGUAUUACGACGUACUCGAACAGACUCGAUGAAUUAUGCGAACGACGAUAUCAUUGUAGAGGAGACAAACAGCCAGCUCAACACACCAACCCAAACACCCAAUUCCAAGAGUUAUGUUGACUCUGCUAGAAGCAGCGCUGCACAUGCCAAAUCGCCUCCAACGACAGCAUCUGCAGUAUCACCACUACGUGGUUCGCUGACUAAACGAAGCCAGUCAAUACCAAUAUCGCCACCCCCACAAAUUACUUCGUCGAGCACUUGCGCGAAGUGCCGCGGCGUUGUGCUCUCAGUCCGUCAUGGAGGUCAAUACGUCACCGUACCUACCGAAGACGGAGACGCGGUUCAGAGUUAUCAUACGAAGUGCUUUACUUGCGCAGCUUGUCACAAGCCCUUCCGAGAAGGGUCACGCGGACAAAGCUUGUUCGUUAAAGGGCCUAAAGGGCCAUGCCAUGUCGAGUGUUGUCCACCUACACCCCCGCGUAAAGCAUCCGUUUCAGGUUCAAUUCCGCCCAUUCCUCCCAUCUCUCCACCGUCUAACGUCCUCAAGCCAUCGACUUCAACGUCCUCGAAUUCAUCAUCCUCCGGGACAAUUCGAUACUCGAGUCGAUAUAGCAGACCGCCGACAACGACGCUUGUUACUACAUCCUCUACCUCAUCUUCCACGCGGUUUGGCAGUUUAUCCUCUUGCCCCGGCUGCCGCAGGUCAGUUUCUCCGAUGGAAAGAGGUGUUGUCCCAGGCCCGCAAGGAACACGAUGGCACGCCUCCUGCCUCGUUUGCGGUGGAAAGAAGACGACUAACGGAUUUGUGGCUAGGCAGGAAAGGAGAAAAGACGGACCAGGAUGUGGCAAGAAACUUGAUAGUGCUGCCAAAGGAGAUGCAGAAGGUGGUAUUUGGUGUCGCGAAUGCUGGCUUAUGCUUCCCGGAUAUUUUCGUGCCUCGCCCUGUGGCUCACCCAUGCGUGGACCAUUAGUUCCAACUCACACAGGCUCAGGGAAAGUGACUCCGCAGUUAACAGGCACGACGACGAUUGCGAGACAGUUUACAGGAUUGGGAAGUGGUAGUGGUGAAGUUCAGUUACUAAGACAACUGACUGGCGGGGGAAGAAGUCCUACUCGAAGUCUAAGUCCUACUAAACAACUCGGAUCCGGAACACGGCCUCGUCCGAAAAGUGUGAUUGGGAUGCGAAGCUCCAAGAGUGUGGAUGAAGGCCGAGGGAUGUUUCUAGUGAGACAGUUGACUGGAUCUGGUCCCUAGCUGAGACGAUGAAAGGACUUUUACGAAUCAUGGACAUGAUUAACAGUUACAUAUCGGACCAAGUGUUGCUUUGAUCUUGUAUAUUAUGUAUGUAGAACCAAUAAAUUUCAGGAACCUGGGACGUGAUCUGUGAUCCCGUUCCAAGAUGUUGGUUUGAUG
Molecule: messenger RNA, 3050 nt
Organism: Marasmius oreades (fairy-ring Marasmius)
Lineage: Eukaryota; Fungi; Basidiomycota; Agaricomycetes; Agaricales; Marasmiaceae
Exons: 4
Coding region: 114-2891 (925 amino acids)
Cellular component (GO): Z disc; nucleus
Molecular function (GO): transcription coregulator activity
Source: RefSeq, a predicted model, not a curated record